GAAAGUUUUUCCCUAUUGUAAAGAGGAAUGACGAUGCCUUAGUUGGGGAGCUAAGGAGCUGCUUUAAUGAUGUGCUUGCAAAAACGGUGCUUGAUGCCAAUAUUCGGAGCAAGAUCGAUCAACAAGCUGUGCUCUACGAGAACCAUCGAGGAGUCUUUUCUAAUGGGUUGGCAACUGAAAAUAUUGAGAAAAAGGGCCCUCUUGAAUGGUGGUGUUCAUAUGGUGGUCAGGCCAUUGAGAUACAAAGAUUUGCGAAACGCAUUGUCAGCCUUUGUGCAUCAUCUUCCGGGUGUGAGAGGAAUUGGAGCACCUUUGAAUUUAUCCAUACGAAGAAAAGGAACAGGCUGCAGUGGAAAAGGUUGAAUGAUUGUGUUUUUGUUUCAUAUAACCACAAGAUGAUGCAUAGGUUUCAAAAGAGGCGUGAGAAGGCAGGAGACACAAGCUUUGACCCUUUGGUGUAUGAGGAUUUUGAUUGGGGCAAUGAGUGCGUUGACCCAACAAUACCACUACCUCAAGGUGCUCGUGGGUGUCCUGAUGACAUCUCAUGGGAGGAUGUUGACGUGGCUGUUGGUGCAUCCACGAACCUUCAAGGUCGCAAUCUUCCUAGGACAGGUACUACACUUCAAAGGGGGCCUUCAGCUGUCCAUGUACAGUUUAAAAGACAGUGCAAAAGACCUACAGCAACACGUCCAACAUUGCUUGAAGAAGAUUGGGAAGAGGACUUGGAGCAAGAGCAUAACUCAUGUAACCCCAGCCGCAAUGAAGAGGAGGAUGAUUCAGACUAUGUGCAGGAUGAUGAUGAUGUGAGCAAUGAUGAUGAAGAUCCAACCAAUGAUGACUAAGAUGGUGAAGACAACACCAAUGCCACCAUGGAUGAGUUUGAUGACGGUUAUUGAGACUUGGAGAUGACAGUUGAGAGUUGAGAGAUGAGGAAGUUGGCCAGCCUGAAGCCUUUUGCUAUGCUGCUGUUAUGUGGACGUUUUAGUGCUAUUCUAAUAGUAGUCCAGUACUUUAGUCUAGUUUGUUGUGUCUAUUAAUCAGUAUCUUACUAUGGUUAUCUAUCCUACAUUCCUACUGCCCAUUAGCUUCAGAUCA
Messenger RNA from Triticum aestivum (bread wheat), 1095 nucleotides. RefSeq lists its product as uncharacterized. Gene Ontology annotation, molecular function: protein dimerization activity. The record is from RefSeq and is a predicted model, not a curated record. NCBI's taxonomy places the organism in Eukaryota, Viridiplantae, Streptophyta, Magnoliopsida, Poales, Poaceae.